GUUUAACCAAUCCCAAAGGUGUGGACCAGUUCAAGAUUUCCCAAGUUUGCUCCAUGGGUUUGGUGACAAAUGUGUGGUARACGCUCUGCUGGUUAAUUCUGAGGGUGUGACCUGGGUCACUGGCACUACUACGGCGUCCCGGAUGGGCCAAACUCGCUCCGAUCUUUCGCGCAGCAGCACUGCCGCCUCUGGCAGAGUGAAGCCGAACACCAUAGGGAAAGGUCGUCGACUCUGCCGGGAGAAGAAGAAGCCCCGGAGGGAGCAGAUCAACAGGAAUCCUAUGAAAAGUAAAGUCCUCUCGUGUCUGGGAAGGAGGAAGCGGGACACGAGUCCGAGCGAAGCCGAGUUCGGAUACGGAAACCCCGCGGAUCCAUCGGGAACGCGCCGCGGCCCCAGAGAGGGAAAGCUGCCCCGGGACGAGGUCGUGUCUGCGAGCGGGGAACACCCAGCAGCAGCCCCGCGUUGUUUCGAACCAUYGCCCGGCCCGAGCGAUGGUAACACUGGAGCCAGCCAGCUCGUUGUGAACCGGGAGCUCGUGGCUGGUUCGUCCGAUGAGUCAGGCUUGGAAAGGCGGAGCGGUGAAGUCAGCAUCGCGGAUUGCGAGGAGCCGAGACCCGGGCGGGAARACAAUGCCUCGGAUCUCCCGACGAGGGCCAUGGAAGAUCAGCCUCUGGGGGGAAACAGCCAGGAUCGCAUCGUGCCUGAGUCCAGGACUAAUUUGAGUUUAACCCCGCUCCUCACCUCUGACCCGGACACUGAUCGGACUCUGUACCCGGAUCCACAUUCGGACGGUGGGACAAUAACAGACGAGGCGAACAUGACUAAAACCGACGAGAAAAACAACUGCUGUCCGGCCGAGACUGGGGACUCGGAYCAGAACUCCCCGGGAGGCCAAAGUUUCCCCGGAACCAUUCCGAAACUGAUCAUAACGAGAGACCCGAGUCCGAGUCGUUCCCAGCGGGAGACGGAGCUCAGCACCGGCUCGUGUUUGGACCCCCACGCCGACGAGGAGUUCCCCUGCUCGGACAGCGGCUGCGGAGGGUCCCCCGCCGCGACGCGGAUCCUGAGGAAGCUGUCCUCCUCAUCCCUCUGCCUGUCCUCGGCCUCCUCCUUCGACGAGUCCGAGGAUGACUUCACCGGCAGCGACGUGGAGUCCUCAGGUCGGUCCCCGAGCAAUCCGGACGACGGACCAGGGAAUAAGUCCUGGCACAAGUUGAAGAACAUGGUUCACUGGUCCCCGUUUCUUGAGUCCUUCAAGAAGCAUCGCUCAUGGGUGCAGCUAGCGGGCCAUACAGGUAACUUCCAGCUGGAGGAGUGCGGGCGGCUGCUGAAGCGAUACUGUGAGUGUGAGCAGCAGUGUCUUCAGAAGCUGAUGAACGACGUCCUGCAGCCCUUCGUGCCCGGAUACUACGGCGUGGUGCAGAAAGACGAGCAGGACUACAACAUCAUGGACGACCUGCUGGUCAGCUUCGACUCGCCCACCAUCAUGGACUGCAAGAUGGGCAGCAGGACCUACUUGGAAGAGGAGCUUAAAAAAGCAAGAGAACGUCCACGCCUGCGGAAGGACAUGUACGAGAAAAUGAUGGCGGUGGACCCCGGGGCCCCCACGGAGGAGGAGCGGGCGCAGCAGGGGGUCCUCAAACCCCGGUACAUGCAGUGGAGGGAGACGCUCAGCUCCACCGCUACGCUCGGCUUUCGCAUCGAGGGCAUAAAGAAAGCUGAAAAAACUCGCAACACCAACUUCAAGAAGACGAAGCACAAAGACCAAGUGAUGCAGGCCUUGGAGGACUUUGUCGACGGCAACACCCAGAUUCUGAAACUUUACCUGCAGCGGUUGGAGGAACUCCGCUGUGUCCUGGAGCAGUCACAGUUUUUCAAGACACAUGAGGUUGUGGGCAGCUCGCUCCUGUUCGUGCACGACGCCUCCGGAAAGGCCAAAGUUUGGAUGAUUGACUUUGGGAAAACCGUUCCCCUGCCCGCCCCGAUGACCCUGAACCACAGGACCACCUGGGUCGAAGGCAACAGGGAGGACGGCUACUUGUGGGGACUGGACAACCUCAUCGACAUCUUCAGCAGCAUGCUCCUCAAGACGCCUUAAGAGGGAGACAAAACCCAAGAGGAGCGCAGAAAAAGAUGGUUGAUUUUUACACAAGCUGAGACUGGAGGAGUGGUUUUAAGAGACACGUAUUCAAGUCUUUAUUAUUUUAAACAUCCCUGCAGUGAUYCAAGUAUCUUAAUCAAUGUCAGAAGCAAAAAAACACAGGACCUUGUGUUGUGAUCGUUCAGAGCUUCAGAUUCAGGGAAACAUGAGCAAACAGGAGGAAAGGGAUAAUUCCAACAUACAAGUCUAUUUUAUCACACAAACUGUGACUUAUUUUCUGAGAAUACAAUCCUCAGUUAACCUUUUCCCUAAAAAGAUACACCAUCGCUCCUCAACGGCGCCCUCUCUUGGUUGCACGGCGCAGUUGUCGUGUAGCCAGGAAAUGGAACCACCUUAGUCUUUUAAGCAUAUGGUAACACUAAAACACUGGUCUGACCAAGUGUUGACUAACUCAGUAUGUAAAUAGAGCUUAAUUUAAUUUUUAUUUUAUUUUUUUAGUUUUUGGCUGUGGGUUAACCUUCUUACCGUUUCUACGACGUAUGUGCCUGGCUCUUUUUAUUUUUAAUAAUACCGAUGUUUGAUCAUUCCAGUGAAAACGACGUGCUCCAAAGAGUUCAACCCAAGUAUGAACUGACUUGCAUCAAACCCCAAAGUUUUUGUCUCUAAUUGAAACGAGUUCAUUAUUUUUGUAUAAGCUUUUUUUAAUUGUAUAAUAAGCAGCUCUGAGCUUCGUUUCUUUAGAAAAAGUUUCAAUCUUUUAAAAAAAACGCCACUGAACAAAAACAAGCAGUGCCUCUGUUUUCAGUAUUUAGUUUACAGGUUAACAUGAAUCUAAUUUGGUGUUCAGUUCUUUUUAGUUUAGAGGUUUUUGACAGUAAAAACCAAGAAUCAAGUAAAACUGGAAUUGACUGGAUGAUUUUAAAAYGAUCCAUCACAUGGCUGGAAAGUUUUCAGAUUAAAAGUAUAAAUCAUAAUCUGUAUUUAAAUACAAUAAACUGGAUAUUUGUGUCUUAUUUUAGUAUUCAACAUAUAGUUUACUAAGAGAGUUCAGUCUUCCAGAUGUUCAACAGUGUCGAGCAGCUCUGUUUUUCACUCUGUACGUUUUAUUUUACAGCUCRCUUCUGAAAUUAAUUACACAAACACCAGGGGAACGGAAGGGAGUUUCAGUGUUUACAAAGUAUUAGCGUCUGCCCCAUAAUUUCUCUUCAGGUUAGUAAAGCGGCAAACGUCAGGUCUUCAAACUGGGUGCUGCUUUCUAAGCGAGGAAAUUGGAUAUGAACCAGUUUUUAUAUUUAAAGAAAAAAGGUUUUUUUUUUUGGAUGCAAACUUUGGUUGAAACCAACUAAUCCCUGCUUUGUUCAUCUCAUGGAUUGUAAUAAACUGGAAAUAAGAGUUUU
Messenger RNA from Austrofundulus limnaeus, 3498 nucleotides. It is a transcript of the gene itpkcb, whose product is annotated as inositol-trisphosphate 3-kinase Cb. The record is from RefSeq and is a predicted model, not a curated record. Lineage: Eukaryota; Metazoa; Chordata; Actinopteri; Cyprinodontiformes; Rivulidae. Gene Ontology annotation, cellular component: nucleus; cytoplasm. Gene Ontology annotation, molecular function: inositol hexakisphosphate kinase activity. Gene Ontology annotation, biological process: inositol phosphate biosynthetic process; phosphatidylinositol phosphate biosynthetic process.